Vigna umbellata (rice bean) is the source of this 1057-nucleotide messenger RNA. The record is from RefSeq and is a predicted model, not a curated record. Lineage: Eukaryota; Viridiplantae; Streptophyta; Magnoliopsida; Fabales; Fabaceae.
UUUAUUUGUACAUUUUUCAGACUCAUGGCACAACAUCUAAGACUGUGGAUGGAAGUAUCUUCGUUAAGUUUAUACCUGAGAUUUUAAAAGCACUGCUGAACGUUUUAGCCUUCCAGCAACCCCUCUCAACAAUGAUGCUAUGGCAUGCGGGAUGGUGCCUGCAAAAGCUACUGGUCUUCCAUAAAAUGGAGCUUGACAGUGAUAAUCUUCUCCUAUUCACUACUUCCUAUGAUCAGUCACGUGUAAAGUUUAUGAAAGAACUUGAAGGAGUUUGGUUAGAUCAUAUUCCAGAUACACUAAUUGCAGAAUUGGAAAGCUGUAAAAGAGUUCUUGAACAACCUACUCAAUACAAAGAUCCAUUAUUCAUGUUGGAGCUUGUUCUUCACCAACAACCGACCAAUGGUCAAAGAGCUUCAUAUUUUGCAUGGCACAGGAUGGUUGAUGUAGUGAAGGCUUUUGUUCUCCACAUCCAGUUGAGGACAUUUAUUUUCAAAGGAGCAUUGCCAGAGAAGCCAUUGUUGAACAUGAUUUCCAGUUCCACCAAUGAUUCUGGAGUAAUUCGUUCUUCAAAUAUUUCAUCUGCUAGCUUUGGGUCCAAUGUUUCGUUGGAGUACGGACUACCUUGUGGAAUUUCAUUUUCAAAUUCUGAAAUUAGGGAUAUAUAUGUGAUUCCAGUAGCAAGUGGAAUAGUUGGAAAAUUGCUUCUAGCAGAGAAGCACCCAUUCCGCAGUCGACAUGGUGUUGUGAUUGCAAUUGCUCCGUUGGCAGGGCUAUGUCCUAAGAUAGAUGAGCAGCACUCCUCAUGGUUGCAUCUUCGAAUCAGAGAGUUUGACCCACAGUUUUAUUCAAUCAAAGGUAGAGGAAACCAACUGAGCAUGCCUGAUCAUUAUUGGGCAGAUGGGAGAUGGACCCUUGGUUUCCCAAAUGCAAGAGCUUGUGAGGAAGCUCAAUUAGCGAUUCUGAAUGAAAUGGGCAAACAGAGAUCAGCCGUGGAGUAUAUGCUUGCUCCAUUACUUGAGGAUGAUUUUGGAUUAGCUCAAAACUGAGGUAGUUAAGU